GAAACAGCAUCAUGCCCGAUCCAGCCAAGACCGCGCCCAAGAAGGGAUCAAAGAAAGCCGUGACCAAGACGGCCGGUAAAGGAGGCAAGAAGCGCAGAAAGUCCCGGAAAGAGAGUUACGCCAUCUACGUGUACAAGGUCCUGAAGCAGGUGCACCCUGACACCGGCAUCUCAUCCAAGGCCAUGGGCAUCAUGAACUCCUUCGUGAAUGAUAUUUUUGAGCGCAUCGCCGGUGAGUCUUCUCGUCUAGCUCACUACAACAAGCGCUCCACCAUCACCUCCAGGGAGAUCCAGACCGCCGUGCGCCUGUUGCUUCCCGGCGAGCUGGCCAAGCACGCCGUGUCCGAGGGCACAAAGGCCGUCACCAAGUACACCAGCUCCAAGUAAAGCGCGUUACCCCCGUCUUCGUCAACCCAACGGCUCUUUUAAGAGCCACCCACUUUUCAUACACAGAGCAAUCUCCUCCCCUUUCGCUUUCUC
Messenger RNA from Ictalurus furcatus (blue catfish), 479 nucleotides. RefSeq names its product histone H2B-like. Gene Ontology annotation, molecular function: protein heterodimerization activity; DNA binding; structural constituent of chromatin. The transcript has a single exon. The coding region runs from base 12 to 386 and encodes 124 amino acids. NCBI's taxonomy places the organism in Eukaryota, Metazoa, Chordata, Actinopteri, Siluriformes, Ictaluridae. The record is from RefSeq and is a predicted model, not a curated record. Gene Ontology annotation, cellular component: nucleosome.